Molecule: messenger RNA, 12479 nt
Organism: Portunus trituberculatus (swimming crab)
Lineage: Eukaryota; Metazoa; Arthropoda; Malacostraca; Decapoda; Portunidae
Product: protein cycle-like
Exons: 14
Coding region: 230-2266 (678 amino acids)
Biological process (GO): regulation of transcription by RNA polymerase II
Cellular component (GO): transcription regulator complex; nucleus; cytoplasm
Molecular function (GO): DNA-binding transcription factor activity, RNA polymerase II-specific; protein dimerization activity; RNA polymerase II cis-regulatory region sequence-specific DNA binding
Source: RefSeq, a predicted model, not a curated record
CGUGCUUGAGUCCCCCCUGGAAAGCGAUAGUUGAGUCCGCCUUUUUAAGAGACUGAGAGCAGCUGACUGAGGGAUUUGUUUUGCUCUGUCCCUGAGUGUCCCUGCGAGUUAUAUCUGCCAUGUGAAGAGCUAUGCCAGCCCCGCCUGUGGAUAGAUAAGCAGCCUUCCACUCCACCUUCUAUGUUCAGCCUCAGCAGGGGAGCUCAAGCAGGAGGUGACCGCCGGCAGGAUGUUUGGCCUGGGGAACUUUGACUACCCCAAGUACCGGUCUGAGUGCAGCUCCAUCGCCUCCUUCUCCUCAGACAAUGGCUCCAAGAAGAGACGUGGAUCCUUUCUGGACAGCAACGAUGAUGAAGGUGAGUCCAUCAAGAUCCCGCGCACGUCGGGUGAGUGGAGCAAGAGGCAGAACCACAGUGAGAUUGAGAAGCGGCGGCGGGACAAGAUGAACACUUACAUCAUGGAGCUCAGCAGCAUCAUCCCCGUGUGCACCUCUCGCAAGCUGGACAAGCUGACGGUGCUGCGGAUGGCAGUGCAGCACAUGAAGAUGCUGCGCGGCUCUCUCAACUCAUACACCGAGGGACACUACAAGCCGGCCUUCCUCUCUGAUGACGAGCUCAAGAAUCUGAUCCUACAGCCUCUUCAGGCCGCCGAUGGGUUCCUCUUUGUGGUGGGGUGUGACCGCGGCAGGAUCCUUUAUGUGUCCGAGUCUGUCUACCAGACACUCCACUACACCCAGGGUGAGCUGCUGGGGACGAGCUGGUUUGACAUCCUACACCCCAAAGAUCUGACCAAAGUGAAGGAGCAGCUGUCCUGCUCAGACAUCAGCCGCAGGGAGAGGCUCGUUGAUGCCAAGACACUGCUGCCGGUGAAGACAGAUGUGCCACAGGGUCUCACCAAGCUGUGCCCCGGCUCACGGCGGGCGUUCUUCUGCCGCAUGAGGUGCAAGUCAGCGCCAGUGCUGAAGGAGGAGGCAGACUCCUCCACAGGCUGCCCUAAGAAGAAGUCCAAGUCACAGAGCUCAGAUAAGAAGUACAGUGUGAUCCACUUUACUGGCUACCUCAAGUCCUGGGCGCCCACCAAGGACCCACUGGAGGAGGACUCAGGCAGCGACUCAGAAUCCUGUAACCUGUCCUGCCUGGUGGCGGUGGGCAGGGUGCACCAGCCGCUCCUGGCCUCAGGGGCACAGGAGGCUGCAAGGUUUGGCCGCACCGUCCCGCCACAGUCCAUUGACUUCAUUUCCAAGCACACCAGUGAUGGCAAGUUUGUCUUCAUUGACCAGAGGGCCUCACUGCUGCUGGGCUGGCUGCCUCAGGAGCUCCUAGGUUCCAGCAUGUAUGAGUACUUCCACCAGGAUGACAUUCCCUUCCUCGCUGAGACUCACCGCUCCACCCUGCAGUCCUCCGAGAGCUGCAACACACAGGUCUACAGGUUCCGCACUAAGGAGGGGUCCUUCGUGCGGCUGCAGAGUGUGUGGUGGACCUUCAAGAACCCCUGGACCAAGGACAUUGAGUACAUCAUCUCCAAGAACAGUGUCGUCACGUCUGAGGCGGGGCUGGUUGAGAGCUCGAUGGCCAGCGAGGCAGUGUCACAGUCCUUCAACAGCUUCAAUGAGUUCCUGAGUUCACCUGCUACCAAUGACGUUCCAGACACACCACCACCAGGCAGUGCAGGUUCCUCCAACACCAACAACAGACUCAUUGGGAGCGGUAUGCAUGCUGGGAAGAUCGGCCGGCAGAUAGCGGAUGAGGUUUUAGACAGCCAACGAAGGAAUGACUCAGCCUCCAACAGUCCCGUGUCGCCCUUCGAAGGCAUCCUGGGCUCUGGGGCAUCUGACCGCUCCUUUGCUGCCCUCCUGCGCUCCGACAUGACAGCACAUAGGAGUAAUGUGAAGAACAACGUCCUCCUGAGCAGCAACACCAGCAGCUGUUCCGGCAGUGACACCAGCAGAGGGCCACAGCUCAACAACACCACCACCACCACCACCACUACCAACAACAACCACCACCACAACCACAACAACCACCACACCAACAACACCAUGCCCACCUCAGACCGCACCACCAACUUCAACCACAACAACAACCACAGACAGCUUGUGUCCAACGAGGGUGACCUGAUGGAUGUGGUGAGUGGGCGUGACAUGGAGACAGACGGAACGAGCGACUCUGAUGAGGCAGCCAUGGCGGUCAUCAUGAGUCUCCUGGAGGCCGAUGCAGGUCUGGGGGGGCCGGUGGACUUCUCCCACCUGCCCUGGCCCUUACCGUGAAGGACGCUGCCUACACCCACCUCGUCCUUCCCAUUAAGUAAGGUGUUUGUUGUGUCUGUGUCCUCCCAGUGUCACUUUCCUCCCUCUUCCGCAACACAGAGGCACUGCUGGUUGCGGGGCCAUGUGGUGGUCGGUGUGUGCUCUGUGGUGCUGUGUUGCAUGGUACGGGUCUGUGGCUCUGUGGGGACGUCACCCAUUGAGGACUUUCAGUAGUGGAGUACAAAUUUCCAAUCAUGUAAGGGAUUUUCUGAUCCUUAUCUAGUACUGCAAUGCCAUCCAGUGAAUAGCUGUCUACUACUUUGUAAGACCACUUUAAAGAUUGUAUCACUUUUCUUAUAAUAGGGAAAAAAAAACUAAAUAUACUUAUAUAUCUAUCUAUAUUAUUAUGUAUCUAGGAAAUUUUGCAGAGUUUGUAACUUUUAGCCUCUCUUUGACACCUUAGAUUUGUAUUGUUGUCAUUCUUCCACUUUCCUUCACCCACCGCCAGGCCGGGACGUAAUACAAUAACCUGGCAGCCCAGACUGCUUCGUGUGGAGGUGUGGCCUGUGGGAAUGAUUGUAUUGCUGAAACAUUGUGUGUGUGUGUGUUUGUGUGUUUGUGCAUGUGUGUGUGUGUGUGUGUGUGUGUGUGUGUGUGUGUGUGUGUGUGUGUGUGUGUGUGUGUAUGCCAGGUACUUGCUCAGUGUGAAAGCCUCAUAGCAGGAUAAAAUCACUAAAAGAUAUAUAAUAUUCUGAAACUAAGCUAAUUUUGGAGUAUGUGCUCAGUUAAGUAAUACUGAGCUGAAUAUUUUCCAUUUAUACAGUGAUAACCACAAAAAUGCUCACAAUACAGUUGAUUAAGAAAACCGCGCCACCUCUUCCAGCCGACCCUCACGACCCAGGAUGGCAAACAGAAACCAUAGAUGUGGAGAUUACCUCACCGCCUCUGUUGUGUGGUGAGCCCUGGGUUGGUGGGGUGUUGGGGAGUGCUGGUGAGUGUGGCAGGUCUUCAUUCUGACCUCACUCUCCCUGCACCUUGUGUGUGUGUGUGUGUGUGUGUGUGUGUGUGUGUGUGUGUGUGUGUGUGUGUGUGUGUGUGUGUGUGUGUAAGGUGGCUGUUGGUUCUUGUGAUUUCCGGAGCAACAAGGUUUGGUUUCCUGAGAGUUGUAAUACAGAAAUCAUGCACGAGAUUUAUUUUUGUUUGCACAUUGUCACACGUUUGCAUAUGAUGGAGUCGUGUCAUUGUUUUUAUUGAUGUACAUGUAUUUGAUUUUUUUUCAUGCUACUUUGUUCUAUCUAUUGAUGUAUAUUGUUUUUUGUGAUCCUUUAUUUUGUUGAUUUUAUUUGAGUUGAAAUUUUUGUGAUUAGUAAUUUGCACUUUACCAUUUAUUGCUUUCCUUAUGUUUUAUUUUAUGUGUGUGUGUGUGUGUGUGUGUGUGUGUGUGUGUGUGUGUGGGUGGGUGUGGGUGUGGGUGUGGGGCUCUUGUUGGCUGCCACAACUCACAAUAUUGACAGAUUAUAGAGAUAUUUGUCCAUUUCUCUCAUUUUCUUCACAUCUUGACAUAGCACUCACCUCAGUCUCAAUGGCCAGACUACAGGACCUCAUGUCACUGUUCACUGUUCUUGAGGCUGUAACUUCAUGAGAGAAUCUUCCAUAGUGAUCUUUAUUUUUACAAAGAGACAAGGCACGAUGUUGUCUCGUCUCCGCCAUACUCAACUCGCCACAUAGUGUUAUUGUGAUUACCAUUGUUGUUGUUUUCAGUUUUUUGUUACACAGCAGAAAAGUUUAUGACGUUGAUGUAGUUUUGAGCUCCACCUGUGAGGGAGUGAGGGAAUGGACAGGAACUACCUAAUUGUUGACUGGUUAUCAGCAUUAAAGUCUCGACUCUCAGGUCUUUGUUGGCAUUGAUAAAAAGACAAAUUUUGCCAUUAUGAGCUUAUCUGGUAAUUAAUGACUUGGUGUAUUCUUAUUGAUUUAUCACAUAGCAGCUAAAAUAUAUAUCUUUCCAUCUAUCUAUCAAUCAAUCAAUCUAUGUAUCUAUGUAUGUAUGUAUCUAUCUAUCUAUUCAUCAGUAACAUUCAAAUCAUCACAACAGGUGUACUAUAUUUCAGUAACUGGAGCAAUUGUUCCUUCACAUCUUACUGGAUAAAAAAAGAUAUUGGCAUUCUGUAAACAUAUAUUGCCUUAAGCACCAUCAGAAUAACAUAGCGCUCUGUCUAGUCAUUGGUGGUGCUUCUUCCUCCUCCAGUUUACAUUGAAAGUACAUUUUUACUCCUCCAAAACUUUCCCUUUGUGUCUUUCUAUCGUGUUUCAUAUCCAUCCACUGUUUCUUGUGCUCUUUGGCAGCUGUAUCAGGCAAGGCAGUGUUAGAGCAUUUUCAGUGCCACCUACAUUUUUGUCAGUGUUUAUUUUCCACUGUAGACAGCAUGGUGGUUAUCAGUACUUGGCCGGCUGUAGAGAGCUGGUGUUUCUGCUGGUGUGAGGUUAAGGGUCCCAUAAGGCCUAUGUCUCCCUUCCCACACUGCAAGGUUAACUAAGAAGGCUCCUGUCAAGUCCAUAUCCAUCUCCUCUUUGUCAAAUGGCACCCCUUCAACCACCCUGCUGUCCAUGUAUUAGUGGUGUAUUAGAUUAGGGAGUUGAUUUUACACACACACACACACACACACACACACACACACACACACACACAUGAAGAGGGAAGUGUUUGGAUGGCAGAGAGAAAAGUUAGUUGUUGAAGUGAGAAGUACAGGGUGGAAUAUAGUACUAGUUAGCUCCGUGUAUGUAGGCGUGCUGUAUCAGAUGCCUCUAUAUUUCCUUCCUUUGGGAUUUUUACGCUCAUCUCAAUUUGCUCAGAAAUCAUAUUAACCCUUUCACUGCUAUUUGGCACAUCUUUCCUUGAAUUUUCUCUAAGACAUCUAGUUCACGGUCUAUUGGGAAAUGCUUUCUAUUCAUGCACUUCUUUCUAGUAGGUUUUAAUAAAUGCUUCACACUUUGCUCUUGUUACUGUUGCCUAUCACAGUGAAAGGGUUAAGGCAGAAGUCAGUGACCUUACCAAUGCAAAGGUGUCUCGUGGAAAUUACUCGUCUCAGGUCUGACUCGUCAUCUUCCAGUGGUCCACCAGUGACGUCACCCGGUCUGUGCGUGUUGCUCAUCAUUCACUGUCAAUUCAUCAAUAGGAGUGUCAGAUUUUAUGGAUCUUUUCCUUUGUGCGUAUUAUCUCCUUAAAACAAAUUGUCAAAGUAAUUUUUAUUUGUAUUUUGUAUUUCUAUUGCGAUAUGCAGCUUAGUUUACCGAGACAAAUACUAGCAAUUUAGAGGGCAGUUUUUAUUAUUACUAGUCUGUCUAAUUGUUGAGUUGUUUUGCUGGAUGGAAAAGUUAGUUGAUGUGAGAGAUUGUUACGUGUAUGAGUUAAGUGUUGUAUAUGGCGUCCUGUAAUGGCAGAAACAGUGUGUGGAAAAACUAUAAAGAGAGCAAAGUAAUCUAUCAAAAUUAUACCAUUUUUGAGAAUCUUAAAAGUGGUCAGAGUAGCAAACUGAUGAGUCUGUUAACUGAGGUGAAGGAGGAAACAUAGGAACAAACAGGAUCUUGAACGUGUGUGUGUGUGUGUGUGUGUGUGUGUGUGUGUGUGUGUGUGUGUGUGUGUGUGUGUGUGUGUGUGUGUGUGUGUGUGUGUGUGUGUUUAAGUGCAUGUGUAAACUUUGUGAAAGAGACAAGAGCUAUUUGACUGACAUGCUUAAUGCAGAAUAUAUAUUUAUUUGUACAUUAAACAGACAGGUUUUUGUAAUGAUUAUACAGAGUUUUAUCUGUGUGUUUUUGUUAGACAUUACAGUAUGAUGUGGUAUGGUAUGGUAUGGUAUGUAUAUGUGUCCUACUGUAUGUUCAUUAUACACUCCCUCACUUUUCCUUUUCCUUGGUGUUUGGAUUUGUGUUGAUGUGUCGGCGGUCAAGUUUGUGUUUGUGUGUCGCUGCUUGGUGAGGAGACUGACAAGGCUGACACUCAGUACAUGUAGGCCUGCUAUACUGUUAGGCAGUGUUAGUCAUGGAGCAAUGAUUAGGAGGGUGUGCAUGUUUAUGUUAUGUAUGUGUAUAUUACAGUACUAUUAUACUUGAUGUUUGCACACAUGUAUGUCCAUGCAAGUGUGUCUUUGACACAUGCAUACUGAAUACAGUUUAUGAAGAUUAGGCCAAACAUUGGUAGGUUUGAGCAUUAAUGGACUGUUAGAGUUUGUAUUCUGUUCAGAGCAGUUAUAUAAGACACGACCCACCACAGUGCGGUCAGUUGUCUCCACACACCUGGACGCAAGGCUCAUGUUUACACCGGCACAUCUUGCACGUCACAAGAUGGUGUCGGCAGGUCACCAUACUUUGUUCCUCUCUGAUCCUGCUCACUGGGAAGCUGUGACCGGCUGGCUCUGAUGCGGUGGAUGUGGUGAACCAAGGAGAGUUCUGUGGUGCGCUGCAGGCUGGCCUGAUGGGCUGCUUGUGCUGCACGCCUGGCUGGAUGUUGGCAGCGGCAGUGUGCCGUGCUGGCCAGAUGGGAUGAGCAAGGAUGAUGGAUUGAAUAACCACGUAAAAAACCUGACGGCCGCAUCUGUAGUGUGACGGAACCGUGUCCAAACUGUGAGGGCGUGUGAUGUCCUCAAAAAUAAUGUUGACUUUUGACUUCCCAUCCUUAGCAUUUGCCUUUGUCAGUGUUACAAUACAGUACAACUGAAGCCUUUGGUCUUGUACAGGAUCCCUUGGCUGUAGCAGAUUUGCCUCCCACUCCACAGCUGAGUUUGGUCAGGUGACACUGUGAUGCAUUGCUGCUUGCUGUGCUGAGGGAUCUACUAAUCCAGUCAAUUCCAUUCACACCAUAGCCACUUCUAACUUUGAAAUAAUAACUUCUCCACUGUCUGAAGCAUCACUUCAUGUGUAAACACACUAUUGUUUUGUUAUUGUUUGUUCAUUCAGUUUGACUUACAACUCUUACAUUCUUCAUGCUUUCUUUUGUGUAUGGAGUUUUGAAUUAAUUUCCAUCUCGAUCUUCUUUCUCAAAGAUCAUCAUCUAAUGCUUUUAUGACUUUAACUUCUUACUUUUUUCAGUAAGAAACAGUAUUAAAGUGUGACCAAUUUUUCUUUUCCUUUGUGGUGUGAGCACAGUGUCACCUGCAAACCACACUGUAUUGAGCUCCAUUGCACACCAUUACUGCAGCAUUGCUUUCACCCCCCUCACAGCUGCCUCUCCCAUCUGUGACAAAUUGAACAGAUGCAGUGACAUUACAUUACUGAGGCAUCUAGUAACAUGUUUCAAUCAUGUUUAAAUGUAAUUCAUCAUAUAGCAUUUAAGGGCUUGUUUGUGUGUACAUGUAUUCAUGUGUGCAUGAGUGUGUAUGUUUGUGUAUAGGGAAUAGAUAGUACUAGUAAGUCAGUCCUUAAUAGUACAGUGGUAUUACCUCAAACAUUUAGAGCAUCUAAAUCAGGACCUCACAAAUGUGUUUUAUAUAUCUUUACAAAAUACAUAUACGUACAUUUAUGUAUAAAUACUUAUAUAUUUGUAGUGUGGGAAAGUACAAAGGGGAUCUAUCAUAAAUAUGAUAUUUUACUACAUUUGAAGAUAACACAGUGGGUUUUCUGUACCGUGGGCAGGCAGAAAACUGCUCCCAAAAUUGUGUACCUCUCCUUGGACCAUCUGUGGGGAAGGAAAUGUUACAAAAUUAUGAAUAAGACAUCACAGCUUUGGAGUCUGCCUGAAAACUCUAGUCGUGCACCCUGCCAUAUCACUUUAGUUGAUAAUGUUCACUGCUGUAUACAUGUCUGUAUAGGAUGCAUAGAGAGGAGUGUGUUAGUUCAACACAAUUCACUCAUCACAUGAUAGCAUUGCCAUCACAGGAAGGCUGCAUUGAGGCAAAGAGCUGGAGGACGGAGGUGGGCUGAGCAUGCUUGAAGACUUGGCGUGAUGUCUGUGUUCUGAGCUUACAGCAAGUCUUUCAGUGAUCUUAUAAGUCUAGAAUAGGAACUCCUGAGACACUCACACACUGUUCUUCAGCAUUGUUAAGGAAGGUGUCUUGUUAGGGAGUCACAUCACUUGCAUUGUAAUAUGUAUUGAUGUUCUUGUUGAUUCAGAAUUUUAGAUUGUAAAGAUCAUGGAUUAUUUUUCCUGUCAAAUGAAAAGUGAAGACAUGUAAGGAUGCAGAGCCUUACAGAACUAGUUGACUGCAUCUGUUGAGGAUUGUGUCUCUUGAUGUACUAAUUACAUUACUCUGAAAUGUAGCAUUAGGUACUGAAGUACUUUACUGUUCAAGGUCAUUCAGUAAUUCAUAAUAAUGUCCCCUGAGGCUUUAGUGUGUGUCAUGAAGGUGACAAACAGUAUUAGUGUGUUUGAGACUGGCUGUAUGGCAACUGUGUAUUGUGCAGUAUUGGAGGCAGGCCAACAGUUGACAGGGGGGUUUGCAGAGAUGUCUGCAAUGGGCCACUCAUUAUUGUUUCUCUUCUCUCAUUCUGAGAUUUAUUGUCUUUUGUGUGACUCACUGGAGAGCCAAGAGCCGAGAGGCAGCAGGUAGUGGUGGUGGUGGUGGUAGAGGACAUUGGUCUUGUGUGUGUAGUACACAAUUUGUUGUGUUUUUAGUUCUCACUUGUCAGUGUACAUAGUGUGAACUAAUUCAUACAUGCAACACCUUAAAGAUGUGCAUGUCAUGAUGGUCACAGUUUACAGGAAACAAUACAGUGUUGCCUGAGAGGUCUUAGUGUUGUUGGUUGGGGUUUUACUUUUUUCAGUCUGUUUGUGGUCAGUGUGUAGGAAGUGAGGAAGUGUGGCAUGGCCUGUGGACACAGGGAAGCAGGGAAGCAGAGGUGCCGGCUUGUUGAGGAAGGAGUCUGUGUGGGCUCAUGUCUGGAGGUGGACCACUUCUUUCUCUGAAACACAUUGACGUGAAUUACACUGAAAGUGCAAUUUUAUACUAAACAUAUGAUUGGUAUUAUUAUAAACAUGAGUGUGUAACGUUAGCUGCUUGAAUGUACGUCUGUGUAGGAGUCUUAGUAGUGUGUGGUGUGUGAGGAUCAGCCUGUGCUGAGUUCCUGAGGCAGUGAGAGGCAGCCAGACUGUGUUGGGUGAGGAUGGAUGAGCCACACAUGAGACUCGAGGCACCGGCCGUGGUGUGCGGUGCCAGCACGCCUGUUGGCCAGGGAAUGGAGUGUCAGUCAGGUGAACAUGGUAGAUGUAUAACUAUUCUUGUAACAUGAUGAUGUUAUUAUUGUUGAUGAAGGCAAAGCCUCUGUUAGUCAUAUACAUAUUAAAGGCACAGGAUUAAAAAGAGAGAAGCGUAGCACUAUACUGUGCAAUGUGCCCACAUCCUGUGCAUGGUUAAUAGUGUAAGAAUUGAGACUCUUAGAGUACCGUAGGGCUUAUCAGUACUCCUGUGUGAGGAGCAUUUAGGGUUUGUUAAGUUUAAGAUAUUUUAUAAUUUGAAUAUAUUGAUUUUAUUAAAGAGAUAAGCAUAUUUUACUUUUGAGAAAUCUCCAUAGUCAUGUGUCUUGUAAACCUGCAGACAACAAAAUAAUAGCAGCCAUGUGCAUGCUUACACACACACACACACACACACACACACACACACACACACACACACACACACACACACACACACACACACACACACACACACACACACACACACACACACACACACACACACACACCUGUGUGACUAUUUUUCAACAAUCAUGCCAUGUGCCUCCCUUCUUGUCACAGAGUCCUUUUCCACACUGACAGAUCUACACCUGACUCAUCCUAUCACCCACACCUGCUUUGCUCCUCUAACCAACACCUGACUCUGUCCUUCCCACACCUGGAAGUGAGUGCCACUUGCUGGCUACACACUUACACUAAGGUAGCUGCUCUCUAGUGGAAGGCAGUCCAAGUGUCUGAACACACAGAAUUCACUCAGCUUUAAUUCAGUGUGGGAAAAACUUGUGAGUCAUUGGUGAGUCAAGUGCCAUAACCUUUCCUUAGUAAAGUAAGGUUUUCUUCGCACUCUUGUAAAGAGUUACUGUCUUUAUACAGAGAACUUUGCAUCAUUCCAUGAACUAACACUGUUGCAGCAGGGACAACUCAGACAGUCAGAAUAACCUUCAAACACUCUUUAUUCUCCCCAUUUCUCGCCUUCUUGAAUCACUGUACUUUUAUCCAUAUACUAUUGUAUGUUGAUUUCUGUCGUGAAGUUUUCCUUGUUGAGCGAUUAGUAUGCUAUAAUUGUGUUUUGCUCUGACAAUCUUGAAUUAUUAUACUGUGUACUUUAAUGUUUGUGUUUUGAAUGCGUUUCCCAUCUCACAACUUUCUUCUAAAGUGAUGUGUUGUGUUCUUACAACAAUAUAAGCCAGUUAGAGCAGUGUUGCUGCUGCCUCAGAGCCGGCACCUCUCCAUGCAUUGAGACCAGACUGGCAUGCACUGGAGGGCCAGGAAGAGGUGAGAGGUGCAGGCUCAGCAGUGACUGGGACAUCAGGGAAGUGCCUGGGAAAUGCAGGGAAUUCAUCAGUUAGCAUGAAAUUGUUAAGAAUGUAGUGAUACAAAGACAUAGUAUAUGGGAACAGCAAACAUAUACGUAUCUGUAAAUGCUGUUAUGUUUUGAUGUUUUGAUGUGUAAUAUUAAAGUUGGCCUCUUUAGUAUGACGAGUAGGUGUAUGAUGACAAGAUCAUUGUGGUACAGUAGUGGAUCACUUGUGGGACAUAAUGUUCUUCAGUGAUGGUGAUGGUGAUGGAGUUAGCAUUAUGUCCAGUACUUUAUUGUGCCGGCAGCAGUUCCUUGAGUUGCUUGGUGGGUCUUUUGGUUUGAACACAAGUCAUUGCGUGACAAGGACAAAGUGAUCCACUAACGGUGGUAGAUGAUGCGUGGUGGCAGGAGUCAGUCAGUCAGCUGGCUGUGCUCUGUGUGGUGAUGCACUGGUGAUGUGUAUCAGUACCAUCAUGGUAACUUGAAUGAAUGUAUAUCAAGGAGUGCCCUGUUAAUUUAAAUAAGAUCUUCAGCUUAACAAUGGUGUCUGAAAACUAUUUUGAGUUAAUGUUUGGUGUCUUUUGAAUUAACAUUUCAUCAUUUUUCAGCAAAAAUUGUUUAGAUAUAAUAUGAUCAUAGUUUAUUGGUGAACAUUGAGUAUGUAAUAAAGGUUUACUACAGAGUGAUUGUGAUUAAAGCAGACUGAUAGCAGAUAAUCUGCAGUACAUGAAAGUAUGUUUAGUGAGACAAAGCAAAUGAAUUAUACAGCAUUACACAUAGACAGUAACAGUAUUUACCUAUUUCUCGUAUUGAGCAUUAUAACACAGUGGUAGGCACUGUUUGGUGUAUCUCAGAGGCCUGUUUGCAUAUGCUGUCUAUAUGUGUAUAUUUAAUCAGUGUUUAUGACAUUCUGUUUUUUGGAGGAUGAUCAGGGAAUGGUUCCAUCAUCUCAAUUAACAAGCGUGGCACAACACUCGGAGAUUUUAUGUUUGACCUCACAGGUUUCUGGAGGUUGUUCCAGUGUAUGUCUGCUGUCUGAAUCUUAAAAAUAGAAAGCAUUAAGAAAAUAAUGCAUACAAUUAACAAGGACAUAAUAUACCGUAUAUAUAUAUAUAUAUAUAUAUAUAUAUAUAUAUAUAUAUAUAUAUAUAUAUAUAUAUAUAUAUAUAUAUAUAUAUAUAUCCUUUGAUAUGACAUGAUUGAAGGAAUAAGACUUAAUAUGAAGGACAGAAUGUGUGAAAUUUGAGAAUUGCAAGAAAAAUGGAUAAAUAAAAUAGAGUUUAAGAAAAAUAAAUAAAAUAAAUAAGUAAUAAGCAGAGUAAAAAAAGUAAUAAAAAAAACUAGGAAGUAAUUGAAAUCAAACCAUCAGCACCGCAUUUCUCUCGACAAGAGAUGGCAAUGUGAAUGAAGGUUUUGAAGAGUCUCGAUGAUCACCUGUAACAUCAACAACAAAAUAUGAAAUACACCCAGGUGAUACAGUAAUGAGUGUACACUGACCUGCUGCUGUUGCUGCCAGUGUAUGGAGUGCGUACGUAUGUGUGUGUAAAGUGAGCCCUGUCUUACCCAAAGAUUGCAUGGCGAGUGGCAAGUGACGAGUGAGAUGCUGAGUGUGUCUUUGGUGAUGAUAAUUUGAUGACUAUUAUACUACUACAUGUUCACUAUGUUUGUUUGUUUGUUGUUAUUAGUGUUUACAUGUUUUAUUUGUUCUGAUGAUAAUACUACAUACUACCUGUCAUCAUUUUAUGUAGAAUAUAACCUUAGAGAGUGAA